AUGGCGGAAAAGAAGUCUCUCAGGCACGAGAUAGAGAAGCAGGCCAACGAAAUUGUAGUGCUCGCAGCGGACCUCAGAUCGGCCAAUCAGCGGGACUCCCAGAAAGCUGAGCAGCUAAGGCUUGCCAUUGAGGAAGCGCGGCGCUUUGAAUAUGAGGCACAGCGACGACUGGAAGAGGUUGCGCGCUUAGAAUCUGAAAACGUUAAGAUAACAAAGGAGCUCGAAAGCGACUCUAAGAAGCAUCUGGAGGACUUGACGGAUUCGCUUGCCGAGAAACAGAAACUCAAAAUGGAGUUGGAUGCAGCGACAGACCACAGCCAACGGCUCUCAAUAGAGCUUCAGCUGAUGAAAGAAACUGAGUGGAGGCAGGCAGAGGCACUAAGGCGCGCGCGUGAAGAGAGCAGCGCACUGUCUAGCAGGGUGCAAGAACUGUUGCGCCAAGCAGAGAGCAUCAAGGCAAGCUUGAGCCAGCACAUGCUAGAGGCUACUUUGGAUGCGCUCCGAAAAGAGCUCAAACAUAAAGAUUCGACUGAGAAAGAAAUCCUUCACCGUGUGCGACUAGAGCUUCAGGAGACACAGCAGCAACACGAGGCAGCGGUGUCAAAGAAGAGGCAGCUGCGGACUCAGCUAAUGGAGGCUACGAGGACACUACACCUAACUCGAGUCCGGAAUGAAGAACUGUGCUCUCGUCUCGAGGAAGCAAAAGUAGGUGUCCACUUGGCGUUAGACAAGUUUCGUCGAUCCUGGGCUAAAAAGAGAUUCAGCGGAGACUUGAAGAAGAAGUGA
Molecule: messenger RNA, 786 nt
Organism: Eimeria tenella
Lineage: Eukaryota; Apicomplexa; Conoidasida; Eucoccidiorida; Eimeriidae
Exons: 4
Coding region: 1-786 (261 amino acids)
Source: RefSeq, a predicted model, not a curated record